AUCGUCACUUUGUAACCAUGAUUAUAAUUACAUGAUCAUAAUAGUGGAAUUCUUUAUGUUUUUUAAACGUUAACAUAACAGACUCACCUUUCUACAGUCGUUGUCUUACUGUUCCUACUACGUACUGUCUGAGUAUUUUUGGACAGAGCUGCUUCCCGUAAUCACCUUUCAACUCAUGGACACGACAUCUUAUUUCUGAUUGGAUGUCUACAGAAACCGUCAGAGUUUUUUACCAGCCAAUCUGUGCACUCCAUUAAUCCACUCACAAAACAUAUUCCACCUUGACGCUGACAGUCUCGCAUUGAUGUCAUUGCAGUUGAAUAUUUUCUUUUUCUUUGUAACAAGCUAAUGUCAGGCUUUCAUAGAGAAAAUGAAGCCGCCAAAACUCUUUUCCGAAGACUUGAGUCCGCAGUUACUCCCAUCGUGUCAGGAGAGUACAGUCACCGAGACAGAGCGGGAAUGGCAUCCAGGGUCUCCUUCUCACAAUACCGACUGGAAGCGGAGAUUGAGCGCUACCGAGCAGAAUGUCAGUGGGACAAGAUACCAGCCCUCAUAGAGCAACUCCUAGCCGCACGAAUUCACGAUGACGAUGACUAUGGGUCCCUGGUAUUGGCUGAGACCCUGCUGGAGGAGUGCUUACUGGAUAAUAUGAGCCUAUUACGGAGCUCCACGGCCCUGAUGGACAAGUCGCAGCCCAAACUGUGCCGGGCCAAGGGCCACCUCAACUCAGUCUUGAGCAAGGGUCGACUAGGGCCCAGGUAUCUGAACGAGGCUCUGCUUCUCAUGGCCAAAGUCCACUACGUGCAGGGCCGUUACCGUGACGCCCAGGGAAUGUGUGCCAGGGUGGACAUCGACGAGCUGACACGGGAUGAGCAGCCUGUGUACCACCUGCGCCUGCUCGCUGAGGCUUACGUCAUCAAAGGUCUGUCUCUGGAUCACCAGUCUUCCUCCGGUGCUUCUCGUGUCCGUCUGUCGGAGAGGGAGGAGGAGUGUCUGUCCUGCUACCAAGGCUGUGAUGCCGGCCUCCUUUACCUGCAGGAGCUCGACAAAGUGCUGUGUCACUCCCGGCUCCAAGAUGGCCAGGCCAGCCUGGCUCCUCCACCGUUGGACAUGGACCUGGGCUUCUUCCAACAGGCAGCACUCCAGAGUGCCUACCUGUGUCUGCUGCACAGAGGUCACCUGGCUCAGGGUGCCCAUCAGCUCCGCAGGGUCCUCAGGGUGGUCGAGUCUCGGGGCUCCCAACAAUUCAGAAAGGGUGCAACGAGGAAGCUAGCUGAGGUGUUGCUCAGCUCGGUCAGUGAGGACAGCUACUGGGCCCCCUCCGGCCCCCCACCCUCCGCUUGGCUCCACAGAGAGGGCUCCGCCACCCCCAAAGAUGCCAUCUACCCCUCCUCCAAACCCCCGCAGCGCUACAGCAUUGAAGGCUGCUUCUGCCCCCAGGACGUGGUGGAGGAGGCCGUGCUCCUGCUGCUCAUCUCUGAAUCCAUGGCCAGCGGAGACGCCGUCAUCAGCCGGGCGCCCGACCAAAAGGAGGCGAGGGAGGCCAGUCUGCAGGAUGCCACCUCGGUGUACGACCUGCUGAGCAUCGGCAUGGCCAGGAGGGGGCAGUAUGCCAUGCUGUCUGAGUGUUUGGAGCGGGCCAUGAAGUUUUCCUUUAAUGUUCACCUCUGGCACCAGUUGGGCCUGUCGCUCAUGGCGUCUGGGAAGGGUGUUGGUGCUGUGUCUGUGCUCAAAGAGUGUGCCAGGAUGAGACCCGAGGACCCCUCGCUGCCCCUGUUGGCAGCCAUCUGCAUUGGUCAGCUGCACUGGCUGGAGGAGGCGGAGGCCUUGUCCCAGAGUGUGGUGUCGAUGGGGAAGAGGCAGCAGAGUUCUCCCCAGAGCCUACUGGCCCUGGGCUGUGCUGCAGCCUGCAGGCUUCUGACCGCCACCCUGAAAGCUGACCGGGAUGAGUUCAACAAACGAGCACUACAAGCUCUCCAUAAAGCUCAUGCUCUGGACCCCCAGGAUCCUCAGGUAGCUCUCUACCUGUCCCUCCAGCUGGCUCUCGUUCGACAGGCUAGCGGCAGCCAUGAACCUCUGCAGGCGGCGCUGUCUCUGCGUGGCGACGACCUGCACUCCCUCCACCUGUUGGCCCUCCUCCUCAGUGCCCAGAAGCACCUCCAGCACGCCCUGGACACCCUCACCCUGGCCCUCAGCCAGCACCCCGACAACUUCAAUCUGCUGUUUACUAAGGUGAAGCUGGAGGAGGCUCUGUUUGGGCCGAGUGUUGCCCUUCAGACCUGUGAAGACAUGCUGCAGCUAUGGCAACAACGAUACGACGUGAACCGUGUCAGCGAGGGGGAUGACAACAGUAGUGUACCACCAGCGGAGCCGGCACCACCGACCGUACGCAAGACCAGCCUCGUUCACCUCUACCUGCCUGACUUCCUAGAGGCAAACACUGGUUCUCAGAGCAGCCAUUCUGUAGCAGCCUCUCGGUUGGAGCAGGCCAUGUCGGAGGUGUCGGCCAUCAGCUCCGCCCAGCGCCACGGCCCUGCCUACAUCUGGACCACCCUGGAGCGCAUCUGGCUGCAGGCAGGGGAGUUGUUCCUGGCGGAGGGGCGUGGGAAGGAGGCCCAGUGCUGCAUGGCGGAGGCAGGCUCCCUGUUCCCGGCCUCCCCCAGCGUGCUGCUGCUGCGGGGCCGACUGGCCCACCUUCGGGGGAACCUGGACGAGGCCAAGGGGCUGUACGACGAGGCCCUGGCCAUCCACCCCACCGGAAUCAGCAUCCUGGUGCACCUGGGUCAGCUGCUGGUGCAGACGGGGCGGGCGGGCCUGGGGGAGAAGGUUCUGCGAGACGCCGUGCAGGCCCAGAGCAUGGCCCACGAGGCGUGGAGCGGCCUGGGGGAGGCCCUGCAGACCCAGGGGAACAGCCAGGCCCCCGACUGCUUCCUCACCGCUCUGGAGCUGGAGGCCUCCUGCCCCAUACGGCCCUUCUCCAUCAUCCCCCGCGAGCUCUGAGCAGGGGGGAGGGGGAGGAGGAGGAG
Molecule: messenger RNA, 3026 nt
Organism: Osmerus eperlanus (European smelt)
Lineage: Eukaryota; Metazoa; Chordata; Actinopteri; Osmeriformes; Osmeridae
Gene: ttc7a
Product: tetratricopeptide repeat domain 7A
Biological process (GO): protein localization to plasma membrane; phosphatidylinositol phosphate biosynthetic process
Cellular component (GO): plasma membrane
Molecular function (GO): protein binding
Source: RefSeq, a predicted model, not a curated record